AGACCAGGCUGCUCUGUGUGUGAGCUUUGUGACCAGCUUGUGGUGUGUUUUUCAAACACAAAACACUCUGCAUACUACUGCCACCAUACAGACCAGCUCUUCCAACAGAAACAAACUAAACACAAAAAGAGGUGGGUUAUUUGUAACUGUGGAUCAAGAAAUGUAGUAUUCCCAUCAAACAAGGUUUAUGUUGUUAACCCCUUAUGUAGCAACAGUGCUUUUUUGUUUGACCAGCCAGCUACACACAACUUGGACAGCUCUGGUGCAGGAUUUAUGAAAACAACUGGUGGGCGAAAUUUGUUUGUUCAGACCUUGGAUCAAGAAAUGUAUAGUGAUCUCUUCAACAAAGUUUAACUUGUUAACCCCUUGUGUUGCAACUGCAAGAUUGAUGUGUGACCUCACAGGUUACUACACCUACACUGCAAUUGACAUUGGAUUUCAUUAAUGUGUUUAUAAAUAAACAUUGCUCUGAACCCAUUAAGUGUGAUUUGUGACCAGUUAACCCAUUAUGGUGCACUAUAGAGCUGAGGUUUAUUUCUAAAUGUUGGAAGGAAAAAUCUGUUAACAUUUUCCACAUAUUAACCUCUUAAGGUGUGAAACAAUUCUAUAAAUAGCAUCAUCUUCAAGCUGUUAACCGACUGUGAUGUAGAGAUUUUAAUUGGGGUUUUUCUUUGACUUUUAACUUCUUAUUGUGCGCAUGAAUUAGUCUAAAAAAGACACUGCUGCCUAUGUUAAUGUUUUUGACUACAUAAAAGUAGUAUUUGUUUUUUGAAAUGUUAAACAUACUUUUACUAAUACUUAUUUUAAAAUAUUGUGAUUUAAAAAAAACCUCCAAAACAUUAACGUGAUCUUCAUGAAAACAAGGUGGAUGGAUUUAAUGUACAAUUUUCAUCACUACACUCAAAUGGAUAUGAAGAUUUUUAAUUCACACAGUUGGACAGUGGAGAAAUAAAUACCAAGGACCAUUUUUAUCUACAGUUAAGAUCACAAAGUUUGUUGCUGAUUCUUUCAACAUCUUGAUACUUCGAUUCAUUUUAAAAUUAGAUCAAAAUGAGUCUUAAACCCUAUGCAAUUAGAAACCGUUCAAGCAACUUCAGCAAGAUGGAAAAAAUGCUGGUAGCCAACCUGUGCAGGGAUAAUCCAGACAUUGAUGCAAAGGAAUAUGAUAAAUUCACACUUCAACGAAAGCACGAAGCGUGGGAAAAUGUCAUGGUUUUGUACAGAGAAGAAAUUUCCAAAAAAGACUUUAGCUUUCCUGAAAGAGAUAUCAAACAGCUACAGGGGUGCUGGAAGAGAAUCAAAGAUCAGAUACGACGUCGCAAUAAUAUGAAUAUCAAGACACAAAAUACAAGUGGAGAAGCGAAUGAAAGUUAUGAAAUCAUGACAAAUGGUUACCCAACCAUGGCCAGUGGUGAGCCAUUUUCUGUGACUGCAGACAUUUAUGAAAAUGAUGAGAGUGAAGAUGAAUCAAGUGCAGAUAACUCAAACUGUCAAAAUCAGAUAACUGUAGAUAAGUCGCCAGCAGAGAUUCAGCAGGAUCAUGUGUCGUUCAAUCCAUUAUUGAGGAUCAAAGAGGAGAUAAUUCCCCCUGAUGAAUCCACGUCUUGGAAAGGCAAUGAUAGUGCUAUCAGUUUCAUAAAUACUUCAGUAUCUGGUCAGUCACCACAGAUCACCCAUGUUCAAAAUGUUCAAACACUUCAGAGGACAACAUACCCAAUAAUCAAAAGAGGUGAGAAACGCAGUCUCCAAAAAGAUGAUGACCCCUAUGUUCAGAUGGCCAUGAAAGAACACCACGUAAAGAUGAAAAUCCUUCAACUCAAGGAAUGGAAGCUGCGUAAGGAAUGUCUGCAGGCAGGAAUAGGACUUCCACCAGACUAUGAGCCUCCUUAGUACUUAACACAGAACAAGAACCAGUUCAUUAAAUCUUACAUAGCAAAACAUUCAGGAUCAUCAUUCACUUAUUGUUGUUUGACUAAUUUGUGGUGUUUUAAGAAAUACUGCAUAUAUGUACCUGUACCUGAUCUCGAAGUAAAAAACAUUGAGGGGAGUGAUUAAUUGCUCCCAAUCUCUGAUUAUGAGGAGCUAUUUAUGAUAAUAUCAUAUAGCAGGAGCGUCAGAAACAAUUAAAAGUUGGUAUGGCCAUGAAAGUAAUGCAUAUGAUAAGAUCUCUACUAUGUGAGCACCAUAGGAAGAAAAAAAAAUGUUCCUGGCCCAAAAAGUGGUACUCCCCUGUAUAGAUACCAUAUAAAUUCACAUGUUAAAGGGAGCUAAAUAUUACUCUCCUUGAUCUAGUCUUAGGAGAGUGAUGGUGAGCGAGAGUGAUGGUGAGCGAGAUAGCCCCCCCCCCCCCCGCCCUUAAAUGCCGAGGUCUGAUGUACAUUCAACUGAUCAAUGCAUAAGCUUGAAUGUUUUUAACAGAAUCAACAGAGGGUUACUCAUGACCAUGCAUAAGGUUCAUAGCAUUAGACAUUCUUUCUGUCCCUACAUGUUUUUGUCCAGCCAUUUGUGUAGUUGUGUUGGUAUCAGGUGCUCCUACUGGCUGUAGCUAGUGGGAAUUUCCCUUUUAGCUCAAUUGCUGGACUUUCAUACUGAGGGUCCAUGUUUCAAAUUACCUCAAUGGAGAUUGAUUUAUCUUUUACAUGUGAAUGCAUAUUUUUAACACAUCAUUUUACCUACCUGUCUCUGUCAUACUAGACGUAGAAUCAUACAAAAACAAUUCCUGAAGCUAGAGCAGUGGGUAAGAUUGCCAUGGUCCCACAUUCCUUAUAAUGCACCCCCCAUUCCCAUUUCAAUUUUGGUAUCUAUUUUGCCUCUAUUUCAACAACAGUUUUAUGAAUGGAAUGUGCUGUCCUGUUUUAUUAAGUCCACAUUAAACAAAUAAUAAUAAUAACUUUCUGCUAUUUAAAAAAAACAAUUAGUAGUUUUAUUUAAUCAUGGUAUACAAAUUUUGUAGACAUAUUCUCAUCAUAAUAAGAUUUAAAAAAAAAUUAUAAACAUCUUUAUAAGUGCCUUAAUAACAUUAGUAUUUUCCUUAAAAUGCUUAUGCUAGUUAUGGUAUUUCAAAUAUUUGCAUUGCAUCUGAACUGCUUUGAUCAAUUUGAUACAGUUUAUCAUUCUUUGCAUAAUUGAUGAUAAAUGUAUUAAUAAUUUCCACUAAAAUGUCACCGACAGGGAAAAUGAUAGAUAUUGAUGAUGACAAUUUGAGACAUGUAAUAUUAAAAGCCAACUAUACUGUUUAAGAAGCUACCUGUAAAUAUACUGGCUGAAAGAAAUAAAGGAUCACACAAAGAGAGACUGCAACCAAAACUCUCAGUCCACAGUGUCAGGAAGUUGACUGUGUUACUACCCGGUGUAACAGCCCAAAAUAUACCCACACCAAACUAUACCCAGGGUUAAAGUGGGCUAGCCUGUUUUUUACCCCUAACCCUCAUUUUUUUAUUACUAACCUGUAUACAAAAUAAAUAAAUAAAUAAUAUAAUAAACACUUUAAAAGAAAAGCAACUAGUGCUUUCAUAAAAAUAAAACUAUCACAGAUUAGUCAUGUUAGAAGAUAUUUUGAUAUUCUAUCCCAAAAUAUAUAAAUUAUGGAAAAAACAACUCUGGACAUUGAAAUACAGACUAGAGAGAUCUAUUCUGGGCAAGCCUGUUUUAUACCCCGGGGUAUAUUCUGGGCUAAUCCAAUUUAUACCCCGGGUAUAGUUUGGUGGAGGGUAUAUUUUGGGCUAUUAUUAUCUGCAACUAGUUAAUUUGACACUACUGAUGUUCAAUCUCACUUUACAACUUUGUAUGAAAAUCAGACAUUAUAUUGUAGACUUUGUAAAUUGAGAGGGGGGGGGGGGCAUAGCCCUGUGGUAAAGUGCUCGCCUGACGCACGGUCAAUCUUGGAUCGAUCCCCAUCAGUGGACCUAUUGGGCCAUUUCUCAUUCCAGCCAGUACCAUG
Molecule: messenger RNA, 3940 nt
Organism: Gigantopelta aegis
Lineage: Eukaryota; Metazoa; Mollusca; Gastropoda; Neomphalida; Peltospiridae
Exons: 2
Coding region: 1051-1890 (279 amino acids)
Source: RefSeq, a predicted model, not a curated record